GGAAGUGAACGUGGUGUGUGUUAGCGGUGUGGCUGAGCUGGUGCUGCCGGUGUCUUCAAACCGUGGUGAUUUAAAACUAUAAAUAGCCAUGUCUCCCGAUGAGUUGGUGUAUUUGGGAAUUCUUGCAGCCUCUAUUCCUGCUGGAUUCCUCUUCCGUUACCUCAGUCCACCUGUGAAGCAGGGGGCAGCUCUUCUCCUGGGCCUCUCUAUCACCAUCGCCACCUGUCACAUCCACACACUCCACUCUCUGGUGACGGUGAUUGGAACAUGGAUUAUUAUAAAGAGCAGCUGGCGGCAUGCCCCAGCAGUGAGCCUCAGCUGGACCUUUCUCUACCUCCUGUUCUUCCGACUGGUCACCUGGUUCGGUCUGCCACCGCCGACGCCUUUUGCUAAUGCCGUCCAGCUACUACUCACUCUCAAGAUGGUGAGUCUAGCCAACGAGGUGCACAGUUUCCACAUGGAGAAGAAAAAGGAAGUGAGCUCUUUUGCCAAGUCUCCUGUCAUUGGUGGGCUGUCUCAGGAGCCCUCUCUCUACGAUAUUCUGUCCUAUAGCUACUGUUAUGUGGGUAUAAUGACCGGUCCCUUCUUUCGCUUCCAAACGUACGUUGACUGGCUGACACAGCCAAGCCCGCUGGCCCUGCCCGGCUGGGUGCCAUGCCUGCAACGUUUGAAGCUGGUUCCUGUCUACGGCGUUCUGUUCCUGGCUGUCAACUCUGUCUUUCCGCUGGCUUAUGUUCGCACAGAUGAGUUCCUGGAUCAAAACUUUUUCUUUAGGUUGUUCUACAUGAUAGCGAUAUUCUUCGUGUUUAGGAUGCGUUUCUAUGCAGCGUGGUGUGGAGCUGAGGCUGGUUGUAUCAGUGCAGGUCUGGGCUGCUAUCCAGAAAAAGCACUGUCCAAACCCGGAGGAGGACCCACUGUCAACUACAGUCCUGAUCCAGCAGCUGAAGAGAAAUAUGACUUCAAAACCAUCCAGAACAUUGACUGCUACAACACUGACUUCUGUGUUAAAGUCAGACACGGUAUGCGCUACUGGAACAUGACCGUGCAGUGGUGGCUGCAUCACUACAUCUACCCCAACGCCCCCUUCAAAGCCUACACUCUGAGGGCUGGCUGGACCAUGUUCAUCAGCGCCUACUGGCAUGGACUACAUGCUGGCUACUACCUCUCCUUCCUCACCAUCCCCCUGUGCAUCGCAGCCGAGUCCGCCAUGGAGGCCUCUGUCCGAGCCAAACUGGGUCCUCGUGGGCAGAACAUCUUCGACUGGAUUCACUGGUUCUUAAAGAUGAGGGCUUACGACUACAUGUGCAUGGGCUUUGUGCUGCUGAAAGCCUCUGACACCAUCAACUACUGGAUGUCCAUCUACUUCGUCAUGCACGUCAUCGCUGUUUGCUGUAUAAUAUUGGGCAGGAUGCUGAAGGGAGGGAAAAGGGAAGGAAGGAGAGGGGACAAGGAGGAGAAAAGAGAGGGAGAGAAGACAGAGAAUGUGAAAGAGAAAACUGGAGAAAAAACAGACUGAAUGGAGGUACAUAAGGGAACUGGUUGGAUAUUGUUUUGGACGAGUCACUUCAACAUUAUUUGCACCUACACUCAUCUUUCUAGCAACAUACGCCACACAAGUCCAAUAAGAUUUCCUGUGAGAAAAGUUCAAGUUGAUUUUAUUAAAAAUACAGACAGACAAAAGUGUGAUGUGUAAAUCCCGGUAAAGUGUCACCACUGGAGACAUUUCAUAUGUGGACAUAUACAUAAAAGUACUGUGAACACUGGGACAGGAAUGUUUGAGCUCAACGAAUGUUACUUUGGUACUGUGAGUGGCAACGGGGGCAUCUGCCUGUAUUGUGUGUGUGAUUUUAUUUCAAGAUAAAAUGCUCAGUUUAAAGCAUUUCAGAACUGUUUUACUAGUGAAAAUUAGUUGAUUGACUUGAAGAUGCUGUUUUAAAGGCAAGUACCAGGGCCAGUCAAACAAUAACCAGUUUAACCUUCAGAAUGAUCUGACAAAUAGUUUCCAUUAUUAACAAAACAUUCCAACAGCACUCAAUGUUAUGUUACAGUAUGUUUAUAUCAGAGUAAAGAAUAGAUUGUCAUGGCAAAAAGAAAAUUAUCAUGGGGUCAUCAUCAAGGUUGCGCUGGCACGGCCUCAUUGAGGGAAUGGGAUUCCUCAAUCCCAUUGUGAGUCUAAUCUUCCCAUUUUCUACUGCUGCCAUUCUGCAUCUCAAAUCAGCACCUUGACUAUUUAUGGCUACAGCAAACACCCUAAAAAAUUAUAUUUCUGUGGCACUUAAAUGCAGAAAAUUGCAAUGUAGAACUUAAUGUGGAGCCUUUAUUAUCAGCAGAAAGCGGAAACAUAAGCAUCGAGGUGUACAAUGAAAUUAAACUAGUUUGAAGGAGCAAAGCAAUGUCCAGGUUACAUCUGUAUUGCUCCUUAAAUACAUUAGGAUUUCUGUAAGUGUUUAAACACCCUAAAGCAUGGCUGAAUAUUUCUGUGCAAUUUUACUUCCCUGAUCCAGUGAAUCCAAAAUGUUUCUCUGUUUUGAUGUUUGUUUUUUUUUCCUUACUGUGUUUCUGCCUGUAACUAAACAACUCAGAUCAUAUCAGGAACAUAUGCACUGACAUCUCUAUAGCAGUGUUGUAUUCGAUGUGCCCUGUGAGAGAUAGCAACAGUCUGUUCACUGCCAAAAUGUCUGUACUGCCAUUACGGACCAUUCAGGGUUGGGACCAAACAUUUGAUGCAAAAAGUGGAAAGUUUAACAUCAUAACUAUAAGCUGCCAAUGUAAGUCAUGAAUAACAGCACAGUCAGGGCUGGGCAAUAUGCUUGAAAUCUUUAUAAAAAUCUUAGUUAAAAGUUAUUUUCCAGUAUUGAUGUAUGUCACAAUAUGAAAAAUGUAUGCAAAGUCACAUAUAAGAUAAUCAAAGUGAUGUUCAAAGCAGUAAGCUGCCCCAAAGUUACAUAUUACACAUAACCACGCAUAAACAUUUAUUCAAACAACAGACAUUUCUAAAAUAAUGAAAUUUAUAAAUGGUAAUACUGAAUUAUCGCCCAGCCCUAACCAGAGUACACUUUGUACAUUUGAAAAGCACGUUGAGGGAUAUUUCAUUCACUCCUGUGUCAAAGCUUUACUGAAUCUCUGUUUUAUAUGAGUGUGACACAGCAGAAUCUGAGGGUCUUUUUUCCCUGUGUGUUCUGUCGUCUAAACCUUACUUGGAACUGAGAAAAUUUCAAUUAUAGAUUUCAAUACCCUUUGUCCCCUCUGUGCCAAACCUCAACCCUUUCAGAAACGGUUCCCUUUAUUUUUAUUAUUACUUCACAGUGAUGGUUAUGAAUUAUGGUCCCUCUGCUCUUCUCCAGACUAUUUAUUUUUCCUCCUUUUCUCUGUUUUGCUUGUCUUUGCCUUCACAUACUGAACCAACUGUAACACUCCCUGCUUUGUAACAGUGUUACAUGUGGAAUACAUAUCAGCAUUUCCUCAUGUUACUCACUCGUCUUUUCUUUUUUAAAAGUGUGCUCGAUAUGAUUACCUGUGAAUUAUUUGUUCAUUAGAAAGUUCAUAAUUACUUUGUGUAAUGCAUUAGGAUAAAGCUUGAAGAAAAAGGCU
Messenger RNA from Toxotes jaculatrix (banded archerfish), 3591 nucleotides. RefSeq names its product membrane bound O-acyltransferase domain containing 7 (gene mboat7). Gene Ontology annotation, cellular component: mitochondria-associated endoplasmic reticulum membrane contact site; membrane. The coding region runs from base 89 to 1516 and encodes 475 amino acids. The record is from RefSeq and is a predicted model, not a curated record. Gene Ontology annotation, biological process: lipid modification; phosphatidylinositol biosynthetic process. The transcript has 9 exons. Lineage: Eukaryota; Metazoa; Chordata; Actinopteri; Toxotidae. Gene Ontology annotation, molecular function: lysophospholipid acyltransferase activity.